Molecule: messenger RNA, 3590 nt
Organism: Neocloeon triangulifer
Lineage: Eukaryota; Metazoa; Arthropoda; Insecta; Ephemeroptera; Baetidae
Product: serine/arginine repetitive matrix protein 2-like
Exons: 6
Coding region: 200-3589 (1129 amino acids)
Source: RefSeq, a predicted model, not a curated record
CAGAACUAGGGGGCAGUAACUCGCGCCAAAUGUGGAUGUAAACAACGAGAUUGGGUCAUGUCGGCUGGAUUUUCUUCUUUGCCAUCUUCACUUUCAUUUUCUGAUUACAUUCUUCACCUUCUGAUUAAUUUCUGCUUGCAGACGUGUUAAUUGUAACUGAGUCCAGCUCAAAAAAAUCGCGUGAUUUAAAUUCCACGCGAUGGCUGAUGAUGACGAUGUUGACAUAUACGGUGGUCUUCCAGACUUCAAUUUUGAUAAAAAGCUUCAAGACUUGGAGUUGCAAAAUGGCAAUUUGAGGAAGAGAGCCAAAGAGCUCGAAUGCAAAGUACAAUCAUUGGAAAGCACCAACCAUAAGCUUUCCAAACAGGUGAAGUCCUUGCACAGGAACAUUUCAGUACUUUAUGCCACAGCCCUUGCUGAAAUUGAGCAUAAAAAUAAGAUGCUGGCAGACCUUCAACGAGAGAGAGACUCGAUCCUGUUCAGAAGAUCUGCUAAGACAGCAGAUCACCAGCCUAACCCAGCUUACACAGAUGAGCCAGUGCCAAAAUUAGAAGAAGCUGUUGCUGCUCCAGUUAAAUCCAGAAAAACAAAAGCGCCGGAAAAGGAACGAGAAGUUGAGAAAAAGAAAGAUGAUGAAAAAGAGACAAAACGCCCAUCGCGUACUGCGCCAACUGCAGAGAGAAGGCAUUCAAAGCAAAAGUCAAUUCCAGGUGAAGUAAAGCUAAGGAAAGAAGAGAAUACGGAGACAAAAAAAUCAAACAUUCCUAAUACAACGAGGAAUCAAAGAGACGGAAAUGUACCUGAGGAGACCCCAGCAGAAAGACACUCUGAUACAUCAACAGAAUCAGGCUCAUCAUCCUUAAAGGAGAAUUUGAAAGAGUCAAAAAUUCAGAGAGCGGAACGACUCCACAGAGAAAAAAUUGAGCGGGAGGGAGAUAACCCAUUGGCAGUGGCCAAUGACAUCAGACGAUUGUCUCCGAGAACUAAACAAGUUUCCAAUCAUGAUCACGGCACCUCCGACACAGAAGGAUCAAAUGUCAGUGAUCUGAUUAGCUCUUUGCUUGAGUCGGAAAAAGAGAGAAUCAAGGUCAAAUCUAUCAAGAAGAGGAAAAAUAAGACUGUGAAAGUAGUGUGUCCCAAGGACAAUCCAGACACGCCUGGAAAAUUUUUGAUCGAAGGAGAUGCCGAAACUGCAACACCCAAAGAAUUGGGAAAUAAAACUGAAGACAAAUCACUUUCACCAGAAUUUUGUCACCCUCCCGAGACGCCAGGGAAAUACCUGAAUUGCCAAAUCCCUGCUCAACUAGAAAAUUCUCCAACGAAAAGAGCACAGAAGGAGCUGGACAGUGCUGUUUUUAGUAUUCUUCCCACCCCAUUGAAAAUGAUGACUCACCACCCUCUUCUUUUGAGCCCCUUGCAAAACACCCCUGUCAGCACAAGACCUUUGCAACAGACCAAAACUCCUGAAAAAGAGAAAGUACCAGAGGAACCAGUGAUACCAGCUCAGCAGUUGAUUUCUCCGAACCAGUCAUUGAACUCUUCCGUGACUUCAAGCACCUCGACGCAGCUCAUGAUUGACCUUUCUCGCACAGGAAACACCCCAAAAGUCAAGCCAGCAAAUUAUCCUUUCAAGCGAAAGAGGGUGUUAAAAAUUAAAUGCACCUCAGUCGGCAAUUCAAGUACAGAAGACAUCAAAGAUGCCGAGCCUCCUGCAAAGAAAGUCUGCGCGGUAAAACAACCAUCACCAAAAUCUGCGCCAACUGUGGAAGAAAGUGUUACAACUCGGCAAUUAACUAUGCCAAAGAGACUGCCAAUUAAAUCCACAGCGCCUCCAGUGGAAGUUCAAAAGUCACCCAUGAAAAAAAUGAGUACCCCUCAGCAUCAAAUUCAAGCGCCACCAGCCUCUGUUCCCAGCACUGGACGCAAGUCCAACGACAGCGGCACCUCACAGGAUUUUCACUUGCAUUACACAUCAGAAUCGGAGAUAUCAAGGUCACCAUCACCAUUUGUGCCUCAAAAUCGUCCGUCCGCAGUUGCUACGUCAACACCGCACCCAACCAAGAGCAAACUGAAACUUAUCUCCAACUCUCAUAUUCUUACCCUGACGCCAAGGAGCAAGAAGAAGCAAAAGAAAAAGAUUAUAAUGGCUGAAAUGUUUGGUAGUUCUCCGGCCAGCGAGAGGGACUAUCCUAUGGACAUGGAAGUUACUGAUGAUAUGCGAAAGGACUUAGAGGGAUCAACAAAGGGUGAAGAUGGACAAGAGAAAAAGCGAAUGACCGAAGAGGAGUGGUGGCACCGAGAAAAGAGCAGAAGGGAAACAGAUGAGAGGCGCAGGAGGUCACCUGCAAGAAUCAAGUAUCGUCAAUCACCAGACUAUCAGAAAAGGUCACCAUCACCACUAGAGAGGCUGAGAAAACGAACGCCCGAGGAUCGAGACAGGAGAAGGUCACCUGAGAGGGAGGGAAGACGGUCUCCUGAUCGAGAUCGGAGAAUUUUUGUUGAUCGAGAAAGACGACUCUCGCCUGAAGACAGGGAAGUGAGAAUGUCAUCUUAUGAACGAGAAAGGAGGAGAUCCCCUGAAGAGAGGAAAUGGGCACCUGAGAUGAGGAAAAAACAGGUAGAAGAAAGAAAGAGGUCACCUGAACUGAGAAGGAGAUCACCUGAGGGUAGGAAGAGGUCGCCAGAAGAAAGAAAGAGGUCGCCAGAUGUGAGGAGAAGAUCUCCUGAAUUAAGGAGGAGAUCACCAGAGAUAAGGAGAAGGUCGCCUGAAGCAAGGAGAAGGUCGCCUGAAGCAAGGAGGAGGUCACCUGAAGCAAGGAGGAGGUCACCUGAAGCAAGGAGGAGGUCACCCGAGUAUAGAAGAAAGUCUCCUGAAUUGAGGAAAAGAUCACCAGAAGAGAAGAGGAGGAGGUCCCCAGGGGAUGUCGAAAGGAGAAAAUAUGCUGAGGAAAGAAGGAAGUCGCCUGAGUUUAGAGAUAAGAGAAAGCCCAUCGAUGAUCGAGACAGGAGACAACCGAGAAGGAGCCGAUCAGUAGAACGCUCGUCUUAUUCUUCAUCUAGUCGGAAGUCUCCAGGACCCUCGUAUAGCAAAAAAAGGUCUCCAGAUCUUUCAACCUCGAGAAGAUCUCCCUCGCCAUAUGAGAGACGAGAUCAAAGAGAUUUCUCCGUGUCCCCAGCUCGAGAGGAAAGCCGCAGAAAAAAGAAAUCUCUAUCGCCUCCAUCGAAGUUAAAUGGUAGUUAUCGGAACGAGAGUGACAAACGUUAUGAAUAUCGAAGUCAAGGAAGAGAACAUUCUCCUAAGCGCCAACGUUGUGAAGAAAAGAGACUAAAUAGGUCUCGGAGAUCAGAAAGUGAAGACAGCUACGGAAAGCAUAGCAUCCGAUCACUAGAGCACAGAAGUGAUAGAGAAGUCAGGGACAUAAUAUCGCGUAAGGACAGCCCAAUAGUGAGCAAAGGAAAGAGUGACCUGCGCCAAGUGAUCGAAAAAUCAAGAUCCAGAGUAGAACGCAGUGCAAAAACCAAAAGCUCAGCUCAUCACCCUGACCUGGACGAAGCUUCAGAGGAGGGAGAACUUGACGACUCUGACUAAU